Molecule: messenger RNA, 926 nt
Organism: Lycium barbarum (goji berry)
Lineage: Eukaryota; Viridiplantae; Streptophyta; Magnoliopsida; Solanales; Solanaceae
Product: FCS-Like Zinc finger 15
Exons: 3
Coding region: 214-744 (176 amino acids)
Source: RefSeq, a predicted model, not a curated record
GCCAGUCUACUCGUCCUUUCUUACUGCCCAUUUUUCUCUGCUGUAUGUAUCAAUGUAUGUACUAGGGGUACCACCCAUCCCUACCCCUUUCAACCCACCCACGCGGCCACCCCCUUACUAACAUCUUCACUCUUCCCUUGCUAUUUAGCAAUAUAAAUCUUUGAAACUUUUUAACACAAACCAAAAUCUCUUUCCUCACUCAUCUGCCACGAGAUGGUGGGUCUCAGUGUAGUACUCGAAGGUUAUAGUAAUAAUAGAGAUAAUAUUAGUACCCAAAAAAGCACUAAUAUCACAGCAAGUAGUACUACUGGUUCGAGUUGGCAGAUUGUUAACAAAGCUAGUAUGGUGAAACCAACUUCUCCAACAACCCCUUCUUGUCCUUUUUCCCGGCGAAAAUAUCCGGUUGCUGUUGGGUUUCUUGAUUCUUGUUUCCUUUGUAAGAAGAAACUCUUACCUGGCAAAGACAUCUACAUGUACAAGUCCCGUGUUAUAUUGUGCACGCUUCAAAUGUACCGCCCCGCCCUAGGCGGGUUUGUAGUCCCACAUCGAUGGGAACUGAUGGGAGAAUGGGGAUUUUGUAGCGUGGAGUGCAGGUGCAGGCAGAUUUUUAUGGAUGAAGAAGAGAGUGUUCCAAAGACAAAGAAAAGGGAAAAUAAUAAAUCGUGUACUUCUUCAUCGUCAUCUUCUUCUUCACGGAGUAGGAAAACGGCAUCAAGAAACAGACCAAGUGGGUUUGCAUACUGAGAAAGGAGUUCAGUUGGAGGAAAAUUUUGCUGCUUUCCAGUUUUGUCCUCGUCACACUUUGUAAUGACUAUGGAUAAUGAGUCGCUAAUUUUUAUUUUAUUACAUUAAUGUCAUUAAAUUAUAUUUUGUAAUACUAUCACUUAAUUUUAUCUAAAUAUUGUAAUAAUAAAUAUUUUCUACCA